Messenger RNA from Magnolia sinica, 1880 nucleotides. Its product is annotated as transcription factor bHLH25-like. The record is from RefSeq and is a predicted model, not a curated record. Lineage: Eukaryota; Viridiplantae; Streptophyta; Magnoliopsida; Magnoliales; Magnoliaceae. The transcript has 5 exons. Gene Ontology annotation, molecular function: protein dimerization activity. Bases 192 to 1298 code for a protein of 368 amino acids.
AGGAAAGAAGGGACUUUUCACACGUGCACAUUACUUUUCACACGUGGGAAGGAGGGAUCUGCCUCGUUGACUAUAAAACUGGGUGGAGAAGGGAUUCUGUUGCUGAUUUAGAAAGAGAAAAGCCUUGCAGUUUUCAUUUCAAGGUUUGAGUACCUAGACAACAAGCGUUUCUCAAGGAAGAUACUGCAUUAAUGGAAAUUUCAUCUGUCAGAUGGUUAUCCGAAAUGGGAAUGGAAGACCCCACAUUCAUACAUCAAUGUGAGAUGAACUCACUAGAUGAUUUCACCACACAACAAAUAGCAGCUGCACUUGGAGAGGAUUUCCAGAACUCUUUCUCUUCAGAGAGCUGCUACUCCUACCCAUCCUUCAACCCAAGAAGUAACACCACCACCACCUACAGCUGCUCAUCCAUGGAAGCUUCUCACACUGGCAUCAUCGAGCGGCCCGCCAAGCAUCCCAGAACCAACAGCUGGAAUUCCUGCACCACCGAGCACAUCUCGACCAUCCCCGACACUACUUCUCCUCCAAACAUGCUCUCCUUCUCCAAUCAGAACUCAGUCAACCAGCAUCAACAGUUCUACGGCAAUUUCGUCAAUGGGCCCAUGAAGCCCAAGGAUGAGACUGUGUCUCCAAGAACAUUGACCAUCCCACCGGAGAUCUUGAUCUCUCAAGGUUCUUUAAUGAAUCAAAGCUAUGUAUCAAAAGCAGGCCAGGGAACCAAAAGGGGUAGCGUGGCGACUACUAGGCCACCUUCGCAUACUCAAGAUCAUAUAAUAGCGGAGAGGAGGCGGAGAGAGAAGCUCAGCCAAAAGUUCAUAGCGCUGUCAGCAAUCGUUCCUGGCCUAAAAAAGAUGGAUAAGGCUUCGGUUCUUGGCGAUGCUAUCAAAUACUUGAAACAACUACAAGACCGGGUGAAGACAUUGGAGGAUCAGACCGUGAAGAAAACUGUGGAGUCAGUGGUCUUUGUAAAGAAAUCACAGCUCUCCAUUGAUGGCGAUCUCUCCUCCUCAGAUGAUAGUUUCGAUGGGCACUCCGAUGAGGCUCUCCCUGAAAUCGAAGCAAGAGUCUCUGAGAAGAACAUUCUAAUAAGAAUACACUGCGAGAAACGCAAAGGAACGCUGGUGAAAACUCUGGCAGAAAUAGAGAAGCUCCAUCUAUCCGUCACCAACACCAGUGUCAUGCCAUUCUCGAAUUCUGCCCUAGACAUAACGGUGAUUGCGCAGAUGGAGGAAGAAUUCUGCAUGACAGUGAUGGAUCUUGUGAAGAAUCUACGCUCAGCUUUCAGAAAGUUCAUGUGAAAAUCAACACCCAAAUCAUCAAAAUCCCUCUUCAGCUCUCCCAUUGCUUCAUAGAAGCCUUCCAAAAGAGUAGAAAUAAUGGUGGCGCAUUGUCGGCUACACUCCUUUCAUUUGUUUUUUUGACCCCACUUUUUUUCCUUUCUGAAAAAUACAAGGCCUGGAAAAUCUCCCUCUCUUUUAAGACCGUCCAUCUUCUCUUGUUUGCCGCGAGGUUUGUUUUUGCAGGGUGGUUUUUUCACCUUUUUUGCAUGGUUGACUCGUUGACCAUGUUUUCUCACCACCCUGUUGAAAUUUUUUUAAAAAAAACUAGCGGUUGAUUUGGGCUUUUUUCAGAAGGGGUGGCCCCUUUUGCAUCAUUAGCAGCCCUAAUAGCUUGAUGGAGUGAUACACACACAAAAAAAAUGGUCUUUUUUUCUUUUAUAAAUAUUUGGAGAUAGAGAGGGCCCUUUUUUUUUUUUUUGAAAUUUGGUGAAUUUUUUUUAGGGCUUUUGGCCCUGUCUUUUUGUUUUUGGGUUGAUGUGAUAUGUUGUAAUGAUAACUUUGUAGUCGAUUUGAUUAAAUAAAAUAAUGUUGAAUGGUACA